Messenger RNA from Camelina sativa (false flax), 394 nucleotides. Its product is annotated as putative cytochrome c oxidase subunit 5C-1. NCBI's taxonomy places the organism in Eukaryota, Viridiplantae, Streptophyta, Magnoliopsida, Brassicales, Brassicaceae. Gene Ontology annotation, cellular component: COP9 signalosome. The record is from RefSeq and is a predicted model, not a curated record.
GUUGAGAAGAAAUGGCAGGACACAAGGUUGCGCAUGCCACACUGAAAGGCCCGAGUGUUGUCAAGGAAUUAGUUAUUGGUUUGGCACUUGGUUUAGCUGCUGGUGGUCUCUGGAAGAUGCACCAUUGGAAUGAGCAGAGGAAAACCAGAUCUUUCUAUGAUUUGCUUGAGAGAGGUGAGAUCAGUGUUGUCGCCGCUGAAGAGUGAAUGAGACUGCCUCUACUCGCUCUCACUCUUAUUGUUGUUGGCUCGAUUUUUCUUGACUUUUCCUUCAUUAGGAUGAGUAUUGAGAUGGCUGCAAAGUUUUUCUUGACUUUUCCUUCAUUAGGAUGGCUGCAAAGUUUCAACGUUCAAAUACUAAUAAGAAUACUGAGAUGUUUAUAAUUACAUACAAA